Messenger RNA from Botrytis porri, 987 nucleotides. RefSeq lists its product as uncharacterized. Gene Ontology annotation, biological process: ribosomal large subunit export from nucleus; endonucleolytic cleavage in ITS1 to separate SSU-rRNA from 5.8S rRNA and LSU-rRNA from tricistronic rRNA transcript (SSU-rRNA, 5.8S rRNA, LSU-rRNA); ribosome biogenesis. Gene Ontology annotation, molecular function: protein binding. The record is from RefSeq and is a predicted model, not a curated record. The transcript is spliced from 2 exons. Gene Ontology annotation, cellular component: nucleus; preribosome, large subunit precursor; nucleolus. Lineage: Eukaryota; Fungi; Ascomycota; Leotiomycetes; Helotiales; Sclerotiniaceae. Bases 59 to 667 code for a protein of 202 amino acids.
UGAAAAAUAUAUACCCAAUCUUCACCCAUUCAAUUGAUUUAUCAACCUCACAUCCAACAUGUCCGAAGAAGCCCCCAAGAAACUAUCCAAACUCCCCAUCACAGUCAACAAACCCACUCCCUACACAUUCGAUCUCGGUCUCCUCCUCGCCGAAGACCCUAAUCCGCUUCUCCUCACCACCUCCGCAAAUCUCGAAGAUGAUCUAGCUGCAACUGCCAGAGACGGUGCGCAAGCAUUACUGAACCAAUUACUGAGCAUCUGUCCCAUUGCAUCGACGCCCAGUGGUGUAUUAUUGAGUUUACCUGGGAUUGCUACAAAGUUGCCUCGUGAAAAGCCUCUUCCCCCCCCAGUCGCUCAAACCACCUGGCAAAAAUUCGCAGCUAAGAAGGGUAUUAAACCCAAGACUGCCGAGGCCAAGAAGAAGCUUGUGUAUGAUGAAUCUACCGGCGAAUGGGUUCCCAAAUGGGGAUAUAAGGGAAUCAACAAGAAGGGAGAAGACGAUUGGAUUGUGGAAGUUAAUGAGAACAAGGAGCGCGAGAGAAAGGAGGGAACUGAAAGACAAAAUGAUGGAAGACGGGAAAGAAAAGAAAAGGUUAGGAGGAAUGAGAGAAUGCAAAGGAAGAACGAGAGGAACGAUAGAAAGAAUCACGGAGGAAAGAGAGACUAAAUUGUUGGGAUUUGACUGUCAGCCCAUAUGCGACGAGGGGAAGUACAAAGAAAGGUGGAUGAUUUCAUGGUGGGUGGACUUCAUUGUAUGGCGUUGGGAUGGAUUAUCAUUGGCGUUAUUAGGGCAAUCAUUGCUUGUGGAAAGGAAAAAGUGUUUCGCCUUACGUCGGAAGACAUUAGAUUACAAGAACACCUCAUUGAGACAUUCCAGAGUUAUAAUAACAUAUAACAAUGGUAUUGAACAGUUCAAAUUCAUUCGAGAAGACAUAAAUGGCAAGACCCUCAAUAAAUAGCAAACGAAGAAUACAAAUGCAGAAUUAG